Molecule: messenger RNA, 3837 nt
Organism: Rangifer tarandus platyrhynchus (Svalbard reindeer)
Lineage: Eukaryota; Metazoa; Chordata; Mammalia; Artiodactyla; Cervidae
Source: the annotation of a GenBank genome assembly
AUGGACGAGAAGGGUGACCCGAGCAGUGAGGAGGCGCCCAAAGCCAUCAAGCCUACCAGCAAGGAGUUCCGGAAGACGUGGAGCUUCCGGAGGACCACCAUCGCCAAGCGCGAGGGUGCUGGGGAUGCGGAGGCAGACACCCUGGAGCCGUCGCCCCGGCAGCAGCAGAGCCCCUCCCUGCGGCGUAGCGGGCGGCAGCCGAAGCGCACCGAGCGGGUGGAGGAGUUUCUGACCACCGUGCGGCGCCGCGGCCGUCGGAGCGCCCCCGCUUCCCUGGAGGACUCCGGGGAGCCAGCGUCCUGUCCAGCAACAGAUGCGGAGACCGCCUCUGAGGGCAGUGUGGAGAGCGCCUCAGACGGGAAGAGCGGGCCCAGAUCCAGCUCCACAGGUGCUAAGCAGCGGCCGGCCUCCUCGGCGAAGGCCAGAGAGGGCGAGGACGAGGACGACACGUCUGACAGCGACAGUGACGGACUGACCUUGAAGGAACUCCAGAACCGCCUGCGGAAGAAGCGUGAGCAGGAGCCUACGGACCGGCCCGCGAGGGGCAUCCAGAACCGCCUGCGGAGGAAGCGGCGGGAGGAGGACCCGGCUGAGACCGUGGACGUCCAGGCGGGUGAUGCAAUGGAGGGCUCGCUGCCUGCCUCACGGGAGCCUGAGGGCGACCUGGGGGCUGUAGCCCAGGCAGCGAAAGAGGACAGAGAGGGCCGGCCGGAUGGGAGAGUGGCCCCGGGAGGGAGAGCUGAGGAAGCUGCAGACUCGGUCCGGCACAAGCCGGAGUGCGAGGUGUACGACCCCAGCGCCCUGUACUGCCUGUGCCGCCAGCCUCACAACAACAGGUUUAUGAUUUGCUGUGACCGAUGUGAAGAAUGGUUUCAUGGUGACUGUGUGGGAAUUUCUGAGGCUCGAGGGCGGCUCUUGGAGAGGAAUGGGGAAGACUAUAUCUGCCCCAACUGCACGAUCCUGCAGGUGCAGGAUGAGGCCAGCUCAGAAGCCACAGACAUGCAGGACACGAGGUCAGGACCCCUGGGUGCCGACAGCACAGACUUCACCAGUAUAGGAACCGUGGAGCAGAAGUCAAGUGAAGACCAGGGAAUUAAGGGUAGAAUUGAAAAAGCUACAAACCCAAGUGGCAAGAAGAAACUCAAGAUAUUCCAGCCCGUCGUGGAGGCGCCUGGUGCUGCCAAGUGCAUCGGCCCUGGGUGCUCAAGUGUGGCGCAGCCCGACUCGGUCUACCGCAGCAACGACUGCAUCCUGAAGCAUGCCGCGGCCACCAUGCGCUUCCUGAGUGCAGGGAAGGAGCAGAAACCCAAAGCAAAAGAAAAGCUCAAGACAAAGCCAGAAAAAAUUGUUCUUCAAAAAUGUAGCGUUCAAGCAGGCAUUAAAAUCUCUUCUGUGCACAAGAGACUGGCUUCAGACAAGAAGGAAAACGCGGUGAAGAAGGCAGCAGUGGCCCCUCCCAGGAACGAGGUCCUCACUAAGGAGCCAGCCUGUGAGAGCAGCACGCCAUCCUGGGCCAGCGACCACAAUUACAAUGCAGUAAAGCCAGAACAGACUGCUGCCCCCUGGCCGCCACUGUUGUAUAAAUCUGUGAAGGAGGACAGACGCAUGGAGGACAAGACGGCUGUGGUGGUGGCGAAGAAGUUGGCUCCUCCAGGCUCCUCGGGGGCCGGCAGACAACCCCCUGGCAGAAAUCUCCUUCCAAAGAAGUCCCCUUCUUUUGCAAACACAGCAGUGGCCAAGUCCACUGUCAGAAAGUCACCCUCAGGCUUCAAGGGCACCAUCCCCAAGAGGCCGUGGCUCUCGGCCACCACCUCCCCCUCAGGCAGUGCUCCCCCUGCCAAGCAGGCAGGGCUGGUGGCUGCUGCUGCCUCAUCUGCUUCCAGAAAGUUCCCCAGCUCUGCUGCUUCUGUGGGCGCUGCCAGGAAGCCUGGGAGUACCUCAGUUCCCCUGGCCUCUCCAGCCCCGGGACGCUUGGGCCCUGUGAGCCCCGCUUCAUCACAGCCAAAUUCACAAAUUCGGCAGAACAUAAGACGCUCCUUGAAGGAGAUCUUGUGGAAAAGAGUCAAUGACAGUGAUGACUUAAUCAUGACCGAAAAUGAAGUAGGGAAAAUCGCACUGCUCAUCGAGAAGGAGAUGUUUAACUUGUUCCGAGUCACGGACAAUCGGUACAAGAGCAAGUACCACAGCCUCAUGUUCAACCUCAAGGACCCCAAAAAUCAGGGACUUUUCCAUCGAGUUCUGCGUGAAGAAAUCUCAUUGGCAAAACUGGUGAGAAUGAAGCCAGAAGAACUGGUCUCCAAAGAGCUCUCCGUGUGGAGAGAGCGAACGACAAAGCCCGUGAUGGAGUCCAGAACGAAAUUGCACAAUGAGACUAAGAAGCCUGCCAUUAAACAGGAAGCCGUUCCCGACAUGGAAGACUCUCCACCAGUGUCAGACUCUGAUGAGCAGCAAGAGUCGGUGCGGGCAGCCCCCGAGCGGAGUACAGCACCGCUGCCGGGUGUCUUCAGCAGCGACACGACCAGCCAGCACCGGGCGCACCUCUUUGACCUGAACUGCAAGAUCUGCACGGGUCAGGUUCCAUCCUCGGAAGAUGAGCCAGCUCCGAAAAAACAGAAGUUGUCAGCUUCUGUCAAGAGGGAAGAGUCCAAGUCCAAGCGUGACAGCCCCCCAUCUGAGCCGGUUCUCAGUGAGGCAGAUGAUAUGGCGCCCGAAACCCCGCCUGAAAAUGCCUCGGAGCCAGACCUGGAAAGUGUAGCUCGCACCCACUUAGAGGGAAAGUACCUCCCAGCACCCCUGGAGGACAGCCAGCCUGAGCCUCCUGCCCUGGAAGGUCCACCCUGCCCCACCCCUGGUGGUGGCAGUGUGCUCACCACAGUCACGAUGUCCGGUCGGGACCCCAGGACUGCAUUGGGCGGGCCAAGCACGGCCACAGCUCCUGCAACAACCCACCCGGAGGGCACCACCCCAGCAGAGCCCCGACAAGACAUACCAAAGCCAGUGCCACCCUCUGUGACGGUGCCCAAGUCCAUCCUGGCCAAGCCAUCUGCGUCCCCUGAGCCUAGAUAUCUCCGGUCCGUGCCGCCAUCCCCAAGCAUCAGCAUCUCAGAGUCCCGGUCCCCUCCUGAAGGAGACACAACUCUCUUCUUGUCUCGACUCAGCACCAUUUGGAAAGGAUUUAUUAACAUGCAAAGCGUAGCCAAGUUUGUCACUAAGGCGUAUCCUGUCUCUGGAUGUUUUGAUUAUCUCAGUGAGGACCUGCCCGACACGAUUCACAUUGGAGGGAGGAUUGCUCCAAAGACCGUGUGGGAUUACAUCGGCAAGCUCAAAUCCUCAGUGUCCAAGGAGCUCUGUCUGAUCCGCUUCCACCCCGCGACUGAGGAGGAGGAGGUGGCCUAUAUCUCACUCUACUCCUACUUCAGCAGCCGCGACCGCUUUGGCGUCGUGGCCAACAACAGCCGGCACGUCAAGGACCUCUACCUGAUCCCACUCAGCGCCACUGACCCCAUCCCCUCCAAACUGCUGCCCUUUGAGGGGCCAGGUCUCGAGUCACCGCGUCCAAACAUAAUCCUCGGGUUAGUGAUCUGUCAGAAAACAAAGCGGCCCUCAGGCGCUGGGGAGCUAGACAAGACGGAGGAGAAGCGGGCUCGCCUGCUGACACAGGACGAGGUGGAGCCUGUCCAUCCCAAAGUGCCUACUGCCCUGCCGCCAGAGAAGAGGCCCCCCAAGUACCAGCUCUGCCCAGGGGAUGCGGCUGUUAGCACCACGCCCCCGGCUCUCCCCCACCCCCACCCCCUCCUCCAGAAGCACCUGGGGCGCCAGGCUCGUCUUCCAUGUUGA